Molecule: messenger RNA, 1149 nt
Organism: Dichotomopilus funicola
Lineage: Eukaryota; Fungi; Ascomycota; Sordariomycetes; Sordariales; Chaetomiaceae
Product: glycosyltransferase
Exons: 2
Coding region: 1-1149 (382 amino acids)
Biological process (GO): protein N-linked glycosylation
Cellular component (GO): mannan polymerase complex
Molecular function (GO): alpha-1,6-mannosyltransferase activity
Source: RefSeq, a predicted model, not a curated record
AUGCUCAGUUUCCGCCGCGCCCUCGUGGCUGCGGCUUUCAUCAUCACCGCCCUUUACUUCAUCACACGAUCGACGUCACCAACAGCGUCACCAAUAGCGGUCGAAUAUCCGAAGUCCGAGUCUAAUCCGGAGUCCAAUCCUCCUUCUGAUCCCAGACAGCAAUCCGACUCGACAGCAUCCUCAUCGAACGAUGCUGUCCUAGCCAGCGAACACCGGCAUCACCAACAACAGCAGACAUCGCCAGAGGGCCAGCAGACAUUGCGGGACACCUCGAGGAUGACACUGUACGACAAGCUCGAAUACCACUUUCCUUAUGACGUGGAGACCAAGUUCCCCGCAUACAUUUGGCAAACAUGGAAAUGGACGCCCGCGCACGGCGAGUUUCAGUUCCGUGAUCAAGAAGCCACAUGGACGGAUCAACACCCGGGGUUCGUCCACGAGGUUAUCACCGACCAAGUCGCCGUGCAUCUAAUUCGACUCCUCUACGCCUCCGUGCCCGAGGUCCUCGAAGCCUACGACGCCCUCCCGCUGCCGGUACUGAAGGCCGAUUUCUUCCGUUACCUCAUCCUCCUCGCCCGCGGCGGCAUCUACUCCGAUAUCGACACUUACGCGAUACGCAGCGCGCUGGAAUGGAUUCCCAGUUCGGUUCCACGGGAGGCUGUCGGUCUCGUCAUUGGCAUCGAGGCCGACCCGGACCGGCCCGACUGGAAGGAUUGGUACAGCCGCCGCAUCCAAUUCUGCCAGUGGACCAUCCAGGCGAAGCCCGGACACCCGGUGCUGCGGCAAGUCGUCUCGCGCAUCACAAACCAGACGCUGACUCGCAAGAGGGAGGGGUCAUUGAAGGGCUUGAACAAUAAGAGUGUUAUUGAAUUUACGGGCCCCGCGCUGUGGACGGAUAUCGUGUUCGAGUACUUUAACGACCCGCGGUACUUUGAUAUGACGCAAUCGUCAGGGCUGAUCGACUGGAAGAAUUUUACGGGGAUGGAGAACUCGAGGAGAGUGGGCGACGUGGUGGUACUCCCCAUCACGAGUUUUUCGCCAGGAGUCGAGCAGAUGGGAUCGAAGGACUACGAUGAUCCGAUGGCAUUUGUAAAGCAUGACUUUGAAGGUACGUGGAAGCCCGAAAGUGAGCGACACAUCGGCGAUUAA